ACGAGUGAGUCGGGUUCACAGACGCCAACGCUGGUGCUGCCCUCUAUAGUGAGCGACAGAUUCUGUGGCAUUCUUACGCUCGUCAAACAACAAAAGGCAUGUGAUAAACUUGCGCCGCGACGCUACAAGAAAGGCGGCACUAUCAAUGUGGAUGCAAACAUUGUGGAAGAAGUCGUUGAUGAACAGCAGAAACAAAUGGCUACUCAGCGCCGUGGAGCACAAUUCGGACUCUCCUCCAUGGCUCAGUAUUUCGGUGCUGCCCUCUUUGAUAAGCUUCCCGUUCUAUGGGAAGCUAUCAACCAUUGCUCACUCACUCAGGUGGCAGCAUCGUCCAGUCAGAAUGGGCUUUCAGGUGGUGAGGAACAAGCACGCGAGCUUGCAAACUCUCUACAUGUACUGGAGACUGUGGGACCUGCCCUCCAUCCACAGCUACAUGACAAACUGCUGGGACUGAGCCUACGCGUGUGCGACUGCCUGCGCGAUCGCUUCACGGCGGUGCGGCACCGCGCCGCACGCUGCCUCGCCAUGCUCGCAAAGGUCUGCGGCCUGCCCGCCAUGACGGUCGUGCUGGAGCAGGUGCUGCCUCUGCUGGGCGCGACGGACAGCGACGUCUGUCGACAGGGCGCCGUGGAAGCGCUGGCGAAUGUGAUCGAACUGCUGGACUUUGAAAUAGUGCCUUACAUCGUGUUGCUGGUGCUGCCCGUGCUGGGCCGCAUCAGUGACCACAACGAGAACAUUCGGCUGAUGGCCACACAGUGCUUUGCUUCUCUCAUACGUCUCAUGCCACUCGAGUCGGGCAUAGUGGAUCCGCCGGAGUUGAAGCCGUGCCUGGUAGAGCAGAAGGCUCGGCAGCGAUGCUUCAUGCAGCAGCUACUAGACAGCAACAAGGCGGACGACUACAAGGUUCCCGUGCCAAUACACGCUGAGCUGCGCAAAUACCAGCAGGAUGGCGUGAACUGGCUGGCAUUCCUCAAUAAGUACAAGCUGCAUGGUAUACUAUGUGAUGACAUGGGUCUAGGCAAAACUCUGCAGUCACUCUGCAUCCUAGCUGGCGAUCAUCACCUACGCGAAAAGGCCUACAAGGAGACGGGGAGCGCUGACUGCAUGCCGCUUCCCUCGAUCGUCGUCUGUCCGCCGACGCUGACCGGUCACUGGGUGUACGAGAUCCAGAAGUUUGUCGCCUGCCAGUACCUGAAUCCGCUGCACUACACGGGGCCGCCGGUGGAGCGAGCGCGUCUCAAGCCUCAGCUGAGACGCCACAACCUCGUCAUCGCCUCGUACGACAUCGUGCGCAACGACAUCGACUUCUUCAGCGGCGUGAAGUGGAACUACUGCAUCCUGGACGAGGGGCACAUCAUCAAGAACGGCAAGACGAAGAUCUCGAAGGCUGUGAAGCAGCUGCAGGCGUGCCACCGCCUCAUCCUCAGCGGCACGCCGAUACAGAACAACGUGCUCGAGCUGUGGUCGCUGUUCGACUUCCUCAUGCCGGGCCUGCUCGGCAGCGAGCGCGCGUUCACGGCACGCUACGGACGCCCCAUCCUACAGAGCCGCGACGCGAAGAGCUCCAUGAAAGAACAGGAAGCAGGUGUGCUGGCGAUGGAGGCGUUGCAUCGACAGGUGCUGCCGUUCUUGCUGCGUCGCAUGAAGGACGACGUUCUACAGGACCUGCCUCCAAAGAUCAUGCAGGAUUACUACUGUGAGCUGAGCACCCUACAGGUGCAGCUGUACGAGGACUUUGCUAAGAGUCGUGCGCGGGUGGACGCCGAGGAGCAGAUGGGAGCGAGUGAGGCUGCGCGUCCGCACUCGCACGUCUUCCAGUGCCUGCAGUACCUGCGCAAGGUCUGCAACCAUCCGCUGCUCGUGCUGCAGCCCGACCACCCGCUCUACCGCCAGAUCGCGGACCAGCUCGAUCGCACGGCUACGAGUCUGUGCAGCCUACAGCAUUCAGGCAAGCUGGUGGCGCUACGUCAGCUGCUGCAGGACUGCGGCAUCGGCGUGGGAGAGAGGGCGCCAGCGGAGGCUGUCGUCGGCGAGCACCGUGCUCUUGUUUUCUGUCAGUUCAAGAGCAUGCUGGACAUCGUGGAGAAACACCUGCUGAAGUAUGCCCACAUGCCCUCGCUCACCUACCUGCGGCUGGACGGCAGCAUCCCUGCCGGCUCUCGUCAUUCCAUUGUGAAUCGCUUCAACAACGACCCGUCGAUCGACGUGCUGCUGCUGACGACGCAUGUCGGCGGACUAGGUCUCAACCUCACCGGCGCCGACACGGUGAUAUUCGUCGAGCACGACUGGAACCCGAUGAAGGACCUACAGGCGAUGGAUAGAGCACAUCGUAUCGGUCAGAAGAAAGUUGUCAACGUCUACCGGCUCAUAACUAAAGGAACCCUGGAGGAGAAGAUAAUGAGUCUUCAAAAGUUCAAGAUCAACAUUGCAAACACUGUCAUAAGUCAGGACAACUCAAGUCUGCUCUCCAUGGCAACCGACCAGUUGUUAGACCUCUUCGCAUUGGACAAUGACUGGCAGGAGACGAAAGCUGACCAAUCAGAUGACUCGAGACAGUCGAUGAAGCAGGUUCUGGAGAACCUUGGAGAUCUGUGGGACGAGAAGCAGUAUGAAGAGGAGUAUGACCUUGGAACCUUUAUGCAGGCCUUGCACAAGUGAGAUGCAGUACAUUAGCACCUUUAUGCAGGCCUUGCACAAGUGAGAUGCCAUUACUUUUGCACAAAUCACAUCACAGGUUCCACAAUGCACACUCAUCCAUAGUUCCAUGGUUUUCAGUAUGAAUCUGAUAACUCAAAUCAUUGAUAUGCACACGUCGUAGUUUGACCGGCUUACAUCAUAUUGGCGGUUCGACGAGUGAUCGUACGGGACUGCGUUACAUUUUUCGAUGCCAAUAGUUUGUAGGCAAUCUCGUUCAUUCUUGGAGCCGUGGUAUUGUGGUCACUGCCAUAGAAUGCCAAUGCAGUACAUUGAAAGGUGGGCGUGUGACGGUCACGUGUCAGCCACGUGUCCUAAUGCAGCAGCGAUUGCAGCUUUUUGUAAUGGUCUUCUAAGUUAUGACAAAUUGUCGAUAGUUGCGUCUCUUUGUUGAUGUGCUAAAAGUACACAGACUACCUAGCGCACCCUCGCACAAUACGUGAGUCAAUAACGUACGAGCAAGCGAGGUAAUACGUGGCAAUACAGGGUUGCUAUUUUGGCAAUGCUGUCGUGGUGGCCUUUGUUUGUGUGAGCUCUUGUCUGUUGCUCGUUUUGGUUAACGGUCAUGUCAACAUUUAGGCGUGCGGUCACUUGUGUGGUUUAGUGUUUGGUUGUUCGAUAACACGAGGUGUAAUAACAGGUAUUAUUGUGUGUCGAUAUAUUUCUGUUUGAGUCAGUCGAAAUUGAUGUAUAGAGGGCACGUUAACUUACGAACAAGAGAGAUGGUUCUUGCCACUCGGUGGUUUCUGUUAGCUGGAUCCAAGACGAAGUCGGGUGUUUUUUUUUUACUCAUGAAGCUAUACUGUGCAAGAAAUCAUACCUUCGAUUCUAAGCCAAAGUGUACUUGAUGUAUUUAAUUAUUUUUUAGCAGAUGCACUGCUUAAAAUACAAGCAAUGAUGAGGUAUGGAUUCAUUCUAGCAACUCGAUCGUACUACUUAGUAUAAGUACUUUCAAGCAAACUGGAUCGUAAUGUGUAGCAUGCUCCACGUUCGUUUCGCGAAAUCGGCAUACAGAUCGUGAGUCAAUUUAACGUUACUUCAUUUGAUUUUGUAUUUUCAUACAAAAAAAUUAAUGGUGAUUAGCUCAAGGGGAUAGUGAGGCCCUGUGUGCACGCUACAUGUGACUGGCAAGAUGAGUGUUACGUGCAUGCUGUUAGUAGGAAUCUUCCAUGACGAAUAAACUAUAGCCAGGAAAUACAGUGAUAUGUUUCUGUAUAUUGUGAAAUAAAGUGAAGGUUCGUAGUUUAAAACA
Priapulus caudatus is the source of this 3946-nucleotide messenger RNA. Its product is annotated as TATA-binding protein-associated factor 172-like. Bases 196 to 2658 code for a protein of 820 amino acids. Gene Ontology annotation, molecular function: DNA binding; ATP hydrolysis activity; ATP-dependent chromatin remodeler activity. The transcript has 16 exons. Lineage: Eukaryota; Metazoa; Priapulida; Priapulimorpha; Priapulimorphida; Priapulidae. The record is from RefSeq and is a predicted model, not a curated record.